This is a messenger RNA of Pollicipes pollicipes, 1498 nucleotides long. RefSeq names its product BTB/POZ domain-containing protein KCTD5. Gene Ontology annotation, molecular function: cullin family protein binding. NCBI's taxonomy places the organism in Eukaryota, Metazoa, Arthropoda, Thecostraca, Pollicipedomorpha, Pollicipedidae. The record is from RefSeq and is a predicted model, not a curated record. The transcript has 5 exons. Gene Ontology annotation, cellular component: cytoplasm; Cul3-RING ubiquitin ligase complex. Bases 372 to 968 code for a protein of 198 amino acids. Gene Ontology annotation, biological process: protein homooligomerization; proteasome-mediated ubiquitin-dependent protein catabolic process.
UCGCCGUCAGUCGCGAACAGGCCUCCAGCUCGCGGACGAUGGGGGUCGAGAAGUUGUGCGCGCUGGAACUAAGUGCUGAGACCGUGAUGGACGUGAUUCAGUAACCGCGCUUUUGCUAACCAAGCGUUAUCGCGAACGCCUUUUGUAUUCCCUCAGUGAGCACCCAUUCGCUUGCUGGCCGUUGCACGUUAUUGCACGAGUGUAUGGCGGCAAGUGAUCUUUGGAGUGACUUGUACUCUGUGAUGCGGCCUUCGUAUCGUGUUCAUUGUUGGAUUUCACGAUACCUUUCGCUGUAGUCAACAAGAGAGACUUGUACUUGUAAAUGAAGAAGCCUUUUGUUGCUACCUCUUUUGUACUGGUGCAAGGGAAAUAUGUCUGAUGAGAGGAUGCAAGAGUGGAUCAAGCUUAAUGUGGGUGGGACGAGGUUCAUGACCACUCGGACAACACUAUGUCAAGAUGAGAAGUCUUUUCUGUAUAGACUUUGUCAAAGUGACAUGGAUCUGAACUCAGCCAAGGACGAGAAGGGCGCCUACCUCAUCGACCGUGACCCCGGCUACUUUGGCCCGGUGCUCAACUACCUACGACACGGCAAGCUGGUCAUGGACAAGAACAUGGCCGAGGAGGGCGUGCUCGAGGAGGCCGAGUUCUACAACAUCACCGGACUCAUUCGACUGGUGAAGGAUCGCAUCGCCAAGAGGGAGGCGGGCGCCGUGGGCUCUGGCAAGCACGUGUACCGGGUGAUGCAGUUCCACGAGGACGAGCUGACGUCGCUCAUGUCCUCAAUGAGCGACGGCUGGAAGUUUGAGCAGUUGAUCAACGUGGGCAGCCAAUACAACUACGGCAACAACGACCAGGCCGAGUUCCUAUGCGUGGUGUCGCGCGAGUGCACCUCCUGUGACAACCACAGCAACCGGCGCGAGCCCUCCGACAAGGCCAAGAUGCUGCUGCAGAAAGCCAGCCGGAUGUGAUCCGGCCGGUGCCUUAGUGACGUCACACCGGCGUCACGACGUCACGACGCGCGUGCGCGGACCAAGCGGCUGCCGUGGCCGGAGGGGAGCAAGCGCCGGACGUGGGCGCGCCUCGCCCCGGGCGCCGCCGGAGCCGCCGCCGGUGCACCGACCGGUGUCUGUUCGGACGCAGGCCGUCUAGAGGCUUGGCCGCCGCCGCGGUCGGCCCUGGCGCUGAAGCGGACCGCCGGGCGGACGCGGCCGUGGCGGGGGCGCCAGAGGCGUGACGUCACGGCGGCGUUCAGAGGCUUUCAGACGUGUGUUUUGUAUCGAGCUUACCGCCGGCGGUCGGCGCGGCGCUUUGUACGUGAGUUUUGUAGGCGCGAGUUUUGCGCCGUGGUGAGCCGGCCCGGCCCGGCGGCUGCCCUGGGCCGAUGACGGCCGGCCAGGUGACUCCCGGGAAGAGGGAUGCGACGCCGGCCCGAGGCGGGACGGUCAGCUGAGCUGGCCUCGCCCGCUCCGGCCGGCCGCGCAGCAGCAGCCGUCGGAGG